Crotalus tigris (Tiger rattlesnake) is the source of this 2773-nucleotide messenger RNA. It is a transcript of the gene UBE3D, whose product is annotated as ubiquitin protein ligase E3D. Gene Ontology annotation, biological process: protein monoubiquitination; protein autoubiquitination; proteasome-mediated ubiquitin-dependent protein catabolic process. Gene Ontology annotation, cellular component: cytosol; ubiquitin ligase complex; nucleus. The transcript has 10 exons. Bases 1086 to 2243 code for a protein of 385 amino acids. Gene Ontology annotation, molecular function: cyclin binding; ubiquitin conjugating enzyme binding; ubiquitin protein ligase activity. The record is from RefSeq and is a predicted model, not a curated record. Lineage: Eukaryota; Metazoa; Chordata; Lepidosauria; Squamata; Viperidae.
GGGCAGAAGCGGACUUGCACCUUUUCUGAGAUUCUCUCUCUCUCUCCCUCCCACCGCUCCCGACUUCCCAGCGUAUCCUAAAGCUGAGCUGGUUUCUCGCCUGGCUUAUGGUUUUCAUGAAACCAGGGGGAAAUGCUUGGGCUAGCCCAGUUCUUGAUCUGCCUCGCGCGCGUGGAGGAGUAGUUUGUCCCCACUGCACGACUGUGUGUGCUCACGUUACGGGCCAAUUUAUGAUUGUGUCGCAUGAUCUGCAGAGUACUGGAUUCUCCAGCUAAGUCGACAUGCCUCUUCGUUGGAAGCUGACAGAGAAAUCAUGAAACCGGUUAUUUAUUGCGGUUCAUUUCUUUUCUCCUUAAUUUCUCGCAACCGAAAAGCCCUGCCGCCCUUUUCUGAAUAUGGAUGGGGUGUAUAUCAGUAGCACUAAACAGGCACAUUAAAAAAAUAAGCAUCGUUCGAAUGGAAACCAACCUGUAAAGUGUCUAGCUAGCCAAACCGUGGGAAACUACAGUUUACAAUAGGCUGUGCACGUUUAUUGCAAUGCAAUUGGAUGCAAGGCACUAAUUAAUUCAGCACAAGAUUGCAAGCUACUAUAAUUGUAGCGAGACUGACUUCUGAGUAAAGGUAGAUAGAGUCGGAAUACAAGAUCUUCUGGAGAAAAAAAAAAAUCCAUCUCCCCGCUUAUUCUACCAUGGAGUGAUGCGACAGAAAGCAAACAAAGACAUCCACCAGUCUUUGCAAGCGGACUAAACUACAGCGCGAUUCCGGCAGGAGAUAAAAAUGUUAACGUGCAACCCUCUUUCGUCAUCUAAGUAGUCGCGAUCUCCUUUAAGAUGAUAUCACAUUGUGACCAAGGACUUCUUUGCAACGAUAUUAAAAAGACAAGAGCUUAGGAGCUUUUUGGACCGAGCCCGCGAUUUCUCUCACAGGGGGCGCUGUGUGAGACAGAGGCCCUCCUCUCUGCUAAAACGUUUCCGGGAUUCAAUUUUCUUGGUUUUCUCCGGCCCACGUGGGAGCCUGCUUUGCACACUUUUGAACCUCGCAGCGGGUUGCUUCCUCUCGGCUUGGUUCUCUUUUGGAGUUGGUGGAUGGAUGCUAUUCUGUUCUUGGAGAUUAGGGAGAAGAUGAAGAGCGGAUUGCUGAUUAUUCGUGAAUUAAAUCCAGAAAGUUGGCCUAUGGAUAUUACUCUGAUGCCUUCUUUAAUAGAGCUAAAAAGUGAUAAAGCUUGCAGAGCUUUCGGGCUUCCACCAGAGGUCAGGAUUGUGCCUUCUUCCUGUCGAGGACUGCAAUAUCUGCCUGGGGAAGGCUUACAUAUGAGGCUGCAAGUUCAAGCAGAUUUCAGUACAAAAUUGACACCAGCUGUUGGAAAUGGCCUAAAAUCCAAAAAGAGUUGUACUUUUUUCUGCCAAUGUUGCGGGGAGAGUGUAAUUAAUAAUAGGACAUUUCUCCGGGUUCUUUCACUUCCUUUCGAGAACUGGAGUGAUUUGGUUGAUGAAUGGUGUUGCCAUCCUAAUCCUUUCAACAGUAGCCUGCUUCAUCCCCAAAACGAUGACUGUUUUCUUGGGCACAAUUACUUCCUGAUUAAUUCAGGAACUGAGUUACCAGGAACAGAAUCCAGAAGGCUUCAUUCAGAGGAUGAGCGGACUACAAGUAGUGAGUCUCUCUCGAAUUCACAGGCAAAUAGUAUAAUAAUUUGCAAGCGCUGCAAGACGUUGUUGGGAGAAGCUAUGCCCUCAGGUGUCAUAAAAUACUAUUUCACAGAAUUGCUUGUUCAGCCGUCUGAAGAAAGCUUUUACAUAAUACCAAGGUCUUCCUUUAUACAGACUGUUAUAGCCCGGUGCUUCAUGGAACUCACAUCUUCUAGAAGCACAUUUAGGUUCAGCAUCCAAGGGAUGGAUCAUACAAUCUAUAUCUUGAUCUGGGUGUUGAAUUGUGACACACUGAUGGUCGAAACAUCAGGAAACCCAGCUUCCAAUAACGUUUUUGCAUUAUUUGAACCUGAGCUGUCACCACCUUCGAAGCCCGCUGAGAUUCAUAAGGCUGUUAAAGUUCUUUACCAUCCUUGUACUGAGAACAGAAAUAAGGAUCUUGUUGAUGCAUGGCGAGAAGAUAUUGGAGUCUCUUCUCUUACAUUUCCGUCAAAAACCUGUUUGGAACUUCUAUUGAUACUGUCUCAGAGUAAUGCUUCGUUGCCUCCUUCUCUUCGCUGGAUGAAUUCUUUCCAGGUUGCAUUUCUGAAAAUGUAGCAGGAAUAUAAGGCCUCAAGUGAAGAUUAUCUUUCUCAAAGUGGUACCAACGAUCCUGAAUCAAAAACUGGACAUUUCAGCCUUUUGUUGACUUUGGAGUCUUCUGAUGUUCAGAAAACUUGACAGAGGCAAGUUGUUCAAGCAUAGUUCAGAAGUGAAUUAAUUUGAAAUGUCUGAGAUCAUUGUAAUUAACAUCCUACUAAUCCCCCAAGGAGAAGUCCAUUAUCUUCUGAAACAACAUCAGCUUUACAAAGAAGGCUUGAUAGCAGCUCCUUUGCCUUUUUUGAGGAAUUAAAAACUAGCUGCCAGGACUAGGCAUUGGCUAUUUCAGUGUCCAAAUGGAAAAGUAAACUGCAACCCUUUGUGGUAAGCUAAUUUUUAGGUAUAAUUAUUUCAAGAGGUCCUGCAAAUCAAAUGGGUUAAAAUGGGAGUUCUCAGAGUGUGGGUUGGGGUUCUCUCAGUACCACCACCUCCCUCCAUUGGAGAGCCUCAAGCAACCUGGCGUGUCACAAUUUUGUAAAAAAAAAAAA